This is a messenger RNA of Papaver somniferum (opium poppy), 918 nucleotides long. RefSeq lists its product as uncharacterized. Bases 87 to 563 code for a protein of 158 amino acids. Gene Ontology annotation, biological process: regulation of synaptic vesicle exocytosis; synaptic vesicle exocytosis; lysosome localization. Gene Ontology annotation, molecular function: SNARE binding. The record is from RefSeq and is a predicted model, not a curated record. NCBI's taxonomy places the organism in Eukaryota, Viridiplantae, Streptophyta, Magnoliopsida, Ranunculales, Papaveraceae. The transcript is spliced from 4 exons. Gene Ontology annotation, cellular component: BLOC-1 complex; synaptic vesicle; BORC complex.
CCUAGAAAUCUCCGAUUAGUCUUAUUUACAUCAUUUCUUCUUCUGAUAAUGAAAUUACUUCUACUACGAAGGAAACCCUAAAAGCCAUGAAUAUUCCAUCAACACAAGUAGAAGAAGAUCCUCCUCCUCUAGAAGAAACCCCCAAAGAACCAGAUGAUGAAGUUGCGAAUUCUGAAGUUGGGAAUACGAAUGAUUCCUCAAAUCAAGAUGAAGAAUCUAUUAAUAAGACUUCGGAUGCUUUAGCUAAAGGAAUUUCAUCUAUUCUUGGUACUCUAAUUAAGGAAUUUGAUACCAAGGCUCAAAAUACAGCUACAAGUCAAGACCAGCUCUCUUCCGCCAUUAAUAGACUUACUGGAGAGCUUGAUCAACUGCUAGAAGAUGCACCAUUGCCAUUUAUUAUGCAACAUGCUUCUAAAAUCUCAGGAGUUCGUAAGAGAGUCUUAUCGUUGAACUCUGUUUUGAAAUCUAUACAACGUCGUAUUGAUAAUAUAGACCGGCUGAUAUCUACCGGCGUCCCACAUGAGAAAGUAGCAGCAGAAAAUUCAGGACAGAACCAGCAUUGAUUGGUUGAUGCAGGCACUCUUGUGUGGUUAUCAUUAACUGAUGCUCAACAUUUUGUUGUUGUAGAAGAUUACACGUAUUUUAUGGUAAAAUAACUCUACCCUCACUCUGAAUGAUUUACAUUUGAUAAGACCCACACCUGUGAUUCUAGCUAUUUCAUUUUCAUCCCACAGCUCACUUAUCAGAGCUGUUGUCAAAUAGUACCAAGUCCAGUUACUUUCGACUUUAAUCUCACAUUUUAAGAUAUUAAGUUGAGUCUUUGUAGGGUUGGCCAGCAAGAUGUAGUUCAAGGAUAGGUUUGUGACUGAAAGAAAUAUGUACUGAGUCAUUGCUGUUUAGCAGACCUAUUCAUUGUUA